This is a messenger RNA of Rotaria sp. Silwood1, 4620 nucleotides long. NCBI's taxonomy places the organism in Eukaryota, Metazoa, Rotifera, Eurotatoria, Philodinida, Philodinidae. The record is from the annotation of a GenBank genome assembly.
AUGUUCAUAGAAAGUAAUCGAGUUUAUCGAGGUACAACUCGUGGACGUCCUCGUGGUCGAGGUCGACCACCAUUAUAUGGUGGUCGAGCUGGACGUGGUUCUCAUUAUGGUCAGCCACCACGUGGUGUUAAUCAUUUAACAACAGGUUCAUUUCAAUCACAUCAACGUUUAAUUCAACCAAAAUUAGAAUCACCUAAAUUAAAUGAACAACAACAACAACCGGUUAGAAAUAAGCGUAAACCAGUUAAAGUUAAAUCAGUAACAGUAACAACAACAGAAGAAAAACCAAAACGACCAGGAAAAGUUUUACGUAGUGGAAGAAUAUCAAGAAAACCACGACGAGAUUCAGAAACUGAUUUUGGUUCAGAUAAUUCAGAUGAUAGUGGAGCUAAAGAUAAAGAAACUGGUUCAGAUGAUGAUGAAGAAUUUGAUUUAACACAACUUGGUCUUGGUUUUGGUAAUACAUCAACUCUAGUAACAAAAACACGUGAUGGUUCAUCAUCAUCAAAUGAUUCAUUAGCUACAACAAAUCUUCCAUUAACUAAUUUUGCUGCAUUUGCACAAAGUCAAUUAUUAGCAACAAAUUUAGCUAAUGGAUUAUUAAAAACUAAUGAAGAAUUAAGUAAUGAUUCAGAUUUUAGUAUAGAUGGUUUUGAAACAGAUGAAUCGGAUGAUAUACUUAGUCAGAAAACAAAAAUUAACAGUGAAAAUAUGGAUGAUGAAGAUCUUGAUGAUUUUACAUAUAGUCAAACAAUGUUAUCAGUUAUUAAGAGUAUGCAACCAAAUCAUGUUAAAAUUGAUCUUGAUCUUGUACCACGAAAUAAAAAUAUUAAUAGUAAUAAAGACGAUAUUCUUCCAUCCGAAGGUCAUCUUCAUUAUGAAAAUUAUUAUCAAACAAAUCCACUUGCAACAAGAAAACAAAUGUUAUUAAAUGAACGUGAUCGACGUGCACAUUUAGCACGUAAAUUUAGUAUAAAUCAUUCACCAUCAUUUUCAUGGUAUUCUUCAUCAUUAUCAAUAACAUCAAAUUAUACAUUAAAAAAUCUAUCUGAUAUUAUACGUAUAACAUUAGUCUAUUUUGAAAAUACAAUACCAUUACCAUUUAUGCAUUCAUAUUGGAAAGUUUAUCGAUAUAAAUGGGCUAAACAAUUACUUGAUUUUAAUGAAAAUUUAUCAUUAUCAAAAUUAAUUUAUCUUUUAUUACAAUUUGAAACUUGUAUUAAAACAGUUUCAUAUUUUGAUUUAUUUACAGAUCAAGUUGGUUAUUUAAAAUUUCGUCGUGAAACAGAAAAAGAACGUGAUGAAGCUAAAAAAGAAGAAAAAGAUGCAUUUAUAAGACGAAAAAUUGAUGCUGAUUCAAUUAUACAAAAUGUACAUUUUACACGACCAUUAAAACAUAGUGUACAUAAACAACGUGGUGAAGAAUAUCGUUUAGCUGGUGGUCAAGGAUGGACAUUUAUACGUUCUACACGUCGUAAAAUAAUAAUAAAUAAUAAUAAUAAAACAUUUGAUAUUAAUACAUUAUUAAUACGUCGUGAAAAUAUGUCUAAUGCUAUAUUAAAUGAACGUAAUCGUAUAAUUAAUUUAAUUGAAAAUAAACUUAAAAAUGAUUUAGGAAAUGAUAUUAAUAUUGAUAAUGAAUUAAAAAAUUUAUUAUUAACAGCUAAAGAUGAUAAUGAUGAUUUAAUUGAUGAUUUAACAUUUAUUAAUUAUAAAAAAAUUGAUUAUAAUGGUAUAUCUUAUCGAUAUCCAAUUAUAUUAGAUGAUACACGUCGAUCAUUUCAUUUAACAGCUGCAACAACAUUAAUAAAUGAAAAAAAAUUUUCAAUUAAUACAAAUCAAUUACCAAUACCAUGGACAUUUACAUUUAAUAAACAAAUAUUACCAAAUAUAUUUAUUCUUCCAUCUUAUUUACUUCGACGUCUUGCACGAGCAUCAAUAUCAUUAACUGAUAUACCAGGUUUUAUUAAUUCACGUUUAAGUGGUAUUGGUACAAGAUUUGGUUGGCCAUAUCCAUGUGGUAGACCAUCAGUUCGAACAGCAUGGUGUUAUAAAGUACAAACAAGUACUUCUUUAUUUGCAAUUGCACAUCAUAUCAAAUAUUUAUGGAAUUGUAUAAGAUGGGAUCUUCUAACCGAAAAACUUUCCAAUAUUGAUGAAUCAUCAAUAACAACACAUAUUGAUAAUGAUGGUAUAACAACAACAAUACAAGUUUUAGCUAAACGUGAUUCAGGUCCAUAUAAUUCUUAUUGUGAAUAUUUUGUACGUAAAACAAUUCAUCCACAAACAAAUGAAACAUCAAAUUUUAAUAUACCUAUAUCAAAAUCACGUAGUCGUGCUGUACCACAUCCAUCAUCAAUAUUAACAUCAAAUCGUUUAAUAUUAACUGAACAAUGGUUACCUGAAAGACAACUUCAACCAAAUCAAAUAAAAUAUUAUUAUCAAUGUUUACAAGAAAAAAAUUUUAAACGUUUACAUAAAAAAACAAAUGAUGAUAGAAAAAAACAUCAAAAAAAGAAAACAACAAUUAUAAAUAAUAAUAAUACAAUUCAACAACAACAACCAGCUAGACCAUUUAUUGUUCGUAUACCACAUUUACAACCAAAAUCAACAUUAAAUACUGAAAGUGGAAAAGUUGUUAUUGUUAAAACAACUAGUGAAUCAUCAUCAACAAAUCUUCCAAUACAACAAAAAUCAUUUUCAGUUGUUAAAUUAGCUGAUGGACAAAUUAUUCUUGUUCCAACAAUUCAACAAAAUGAUAAUGGAAUUUCAAAAAUAAUUAAAGCAUCAUCAUCAUCACCACCAAAAUCUCAAACACAAACAAUUUCAAUUAGUCCACAAGAACGUCGUUUACGUCCAAUAGCACCAGCUCCUAUAACAACAAUUCAAACAUCAAAUGAAUUAUUACAUUGUCUUCUUGCUCAACAACAACAACAACAACUUCUUCAACAACAACAACAAUUAGAGACAAAUGUACAUUUUGAACAACCAACAACAAAUGAAGAUACUCCAUUAACAACUAUUUGUGAAACAAUUACAAUUGAUACAAAUGGUUCAACAAUAAAACCUAAAUUUGAAUCAACACCUAUUGUUAUACAAAAAACGAAAAAUCUUCGUAAAACAAUACCAAUACCAUCAAUAGUUGAUGAUAAAAAAAUAAAAAUUGAUCUUGAAGAAGGCAUUCGAAUGAAAAUAUGUGAAGCUGUUCUUCGUUCAAUAAUUACUAAAAUUGAACGUGAACAAAAUCAAGAAUCUAUGAAAAAACGUCUUAAAAAUACAAAUACAAUAGUAUCAAUAUCUAAUCAUCGUCAAAUAAAUUUAACACGUUUAUUAAAUGAACGUGUUGAUAGUCUUCGAAAAGAUUUUAUUUCUUAUCGUCUCAAUCGAAAAACAGCAUUAGUUAAAGAACAAGUGCAAACACAACGUCUUAAACAACAACAAAUGAUACUUAAACAACAGCAACAACAACAACAACAAACAACAGUUGUUAAACAAAUAGAAUCAAAUUUAGAUGAUAAUAAAGAAAAAACUAUUGAUAUUCUAACAACACCUACAAUUAAAAAACAGAGAAAAAGUACCGGAAAUGAAAAUAAAACUAAACGAAAAGAAACAUCAAAAUUAUCUGAACAAAAAAUUAAAAAAACAUCAACUAAACGAACACGUCCACUUCCAUCAACGAAAACUUCCGAUAAUGAUCAACAACCUGUAUCAAAAAAAGCUCGUCGUUCACAUCUAAAUGUAUCAAUUGAAAAAAAAGAAUCAUUUAAUAAUGAUGAAAAUCAUCUUAAAAAUUCUAAAUCUUGUUCAUCCAUCUCAUCACCAUCAUCAUCAUCAACAAUAGUUAAAAUGAAAUCUACUGAAAAAUCAAAAAAAAUUAUAACAAUAAAAAAUUCAUCGAAUAAAAAAGAAAAAACUGAAAUUAAUCUCUCAGAUAUUAAUUGUAGUUGUCAACAAACGAAUUUACCAGAAAAAUUUUUUAUACAAUGUGAAUUAUGUUCACGAUGGUUACAUGGUACAUGUGUUGGUUUAACACCACGUCUUGCUGAAAAAUUAAAAGAAUUUAUAUGUCAAGAUUGUACAUAUUUAACACAAAAAGCUAAAGAACGUUUAUAUUGUAUUUGUCAAACACCAUAUGAUGAAUCAAAAUUUUAUAUUGGUUGUGAUGUUUGUGCUGAUUGGUUACAUGGUUCUUGUGUUAAUAUAACACCAGAAGAUGCCGAUAAAUUUGAAGUUUAUGUUUGUCCAAGAUGUUCAACAAAGAAAAAACAAGAAUUUCUUAAUAAAUCAAUAAAUAAUGAAAUGCAAAAAGAUUUAUUAAAUCUUACUGAUCAAUUAUUAGCACAUAAAAUGGCUUGGCCAUUUCAAAAACCCGUAGAUAUUAAAGAUGUACCUAAUUAUUAUACAAUUAUAAAAGAUCCUAUGGAUUUAACAACAUUAAAAACGAAAGUAAUGAAUAGUAAAUUGAAAACUGUAUGUGAUUAUAUACGAGAUGUUAAUAAAAUCUUUAACAAUUGUCGACAAUUUAAUUCAAUUAAUUCAACAUUUUCUCAAUGUGCUAAUGUUGUUGAUAAUUAUUUUCGUCAAUUAUUAGAAAAUUUGAUGAUUAAAGACGAUAAUUAA